This is a messenger RNA of Anopheles gambiae (African malaria mosquito), 7396 nucleotides long. Its product is annotated as nucleolar protein 4-like. The transcript is spliced from 12 exons. The coding region runs from base 4200 to 7199 and encodes 999 amino acids. Lineage: Eukaryota; Metazoa; Arthropoda; Insecta; Diptera; Culicidae. The record is from RefSeq and is a predicted model, not a curated record.
UCUGUUUGAAAAGAAGGAAGGACACUCCUACAACGAUUGCAUUCGGUUUGGAGCAUAUAAGCAUCUCUAUUGUUUAGAAUGAGAACUCUAAACAUGAAGCGCAUUUAAAAGCAGAGGAAAAAGGUUUUACUUAAGGUCGCUUUAGACCUUCUGUGAAAGUGAAAGAGAAAUUUUGAGUUUUUCUGCCAUAUUUCAAUAAAUUAUUAUCAGAAUAUGGUUUAUCGUACACCAAAAGAGAGGAUAUUCCAUUCCCCAACUAUUAUUUGUGUGUAAAACAUAUUGAAAUAAUGAAUAAAAUACAUUUCCUUGUGAUUCCCCGUAGACCAUUACCAUUUACCGUGAACAAAGUGGGGAAUCAUAAGUAUUUAUUAAUUAUUAAUUCAAUAUUCGGUUUAUAGUCUAGAUGCAAAUGAAUAUCCUUUCUUUUCCGUGUACGAUAAGCGAUAUUUUGAUAAUAAUUUAUUGAAAUAUAGCAGAAAAUCCCGAAAUUUCACGUUCAAUUUCACUGGGGCUCUAGCGCGGGCUUUAAAUGGAAGACAAAAAGGUGUAAUAUCCAUAGAUCUCGAGAAGAAACUUAAAGCAGUUAAUCAGAUUAAUCAGACAAAUUGAUGAGCGUAAGCUAUAUACAGGCAUAUAUAAAGCUAGAGGUAGGCCAAGACUGCAAAGCGGUUGUAGCGCCGGAUAAGUAAGUAAGUAAGUAAGAAAGCUUAUUUUGAAUACGCAUGUUUGUGCACCUUUAUGAGGGCUUCAAAGCUUUUAAUCGAGUAUAAGCUCGCUCUACUUGUAAUUACAAGCUAGUAUCUGUUGCUGUUCAAAGACUCUCAUUGUCCGCAAAUCAUUGUCCAUUAGAGUUGUUGAGUUGAGCAGUGGUCCCGUGGUACAGUCCGCGACUAGCAUGACUUAAAAACGUGCCCAUUAACGUGGGAACGUGGGCUCAAGCCUAGAAUGGACUGUCCCUUCUUUGGCUUGCUCUAUUCUUUUAGUCCUUAAUCUUCUGUGUUUAACAAUUUGUGCUAAUAUGCCGAAAAUAUACAUUACGAUUUAAUAAAUCCUUGUUCCGAAAGAUCAUAUGAUUAUUUGCAAAAGAUCUAGGUUUAUGGAUGUCUAGACGUCUACCCAUACUUGCAGCUUGCUGAACUCAAAAUUGUAAUUCAAAACAGACAUGUUAUAGGCUUUUAAAGAAAAAAUAUCUACCAAACAUAUAAAUGUCUCAAUGUCGAUUAGAAAUUUGAUUUAAUGAAUCAUUCAUACAACGCAUUAUAUCGUCUACUGAUCCUGAUGCGAGUCAAUUAUAUGCUUUUGUAUCGGUUUAUUGAAAUGAGAUAUUCACUCAAUUAAAUUAAAAACCAAUGCCUUGAAGCUCACAAAAUGUAAAGCCUUAUAAAACUGUUGGCAAUUCCUUGUAUAUUAACGAUGCUAUUGAAUCUAUUCCAAAACACGUUUAUGAUGCGGUUUAAAGCCACUGAAACCACCGUUCCAACAGCAACCAGUUUCGUCACACACCUAAACGCCCAGACAAUGCCAACUAUCCCUAUCGAACGGUCAUCGAUACAUCCUGCCAGCAGACCGUGAAAUCUGGCCCAACAACUUAGUUGGAAGUAGAAUGAAAGGAGGACCACAAACAAAAAAUAGCUCCUUUCAGUGCGUUUAGAGAAGCGAUUUAAAUUUUAAACAUCUGAAUGAAGGAAGGCGAACAAAACCCGUUAACCAACAGACUAGAACGACUAGGAAUCGAAUCGAAAGCAUUAUUAGAGGAAGCAUUCGCCGGCCCCCUUGCAUUCCCACAAAGCGUAGCAGUGAGCAGUUUCCCCGUUUUGGAGGUCAUGACAUCGGAGUUCCCAUCCGCAGCAUCCUCUCUGCAGUCGCCAUCCGGUUCCGGUAAACGGUUGCAGGAGUAUGAGAUGUAUUGGUCGCUCUCUCUUUCUCAUUCAUGUCCUUUCGUGCUUUGGUCAGUUCUGGGGGUCCGGUUUGUCCGGCCGCUUGGUCAGCCCAGGACAACGCGACGUCCAGCUUCCAGGAGAAGACUCUUUUCGGCAAGACUACGGGCGCACCGAAAAAGCGAACCGGUUUCGGAUGCUGCUGCUGUUUUGGCGUAAUCUGAACGAAACGGCUUGAAAAAUGCACCAACGACACUCUGGGAGUAGGAAGAGGGAUGCUGGACGCGAGUGAAUUUUCGACGCUAACCAGUUGGACCAGUUUCGUCGUGUUGUCGUCGUCGUGUUUUUGGACAAGCUUUUCGCUUGAUGUCCUGGCAGAGACGGAACAACAGCUAGCCCGCCAAAAAACCCGUGUAGCAUUCCAUCGAUUAGGAGGUUGCAACGACAGCUGUUGGCUGUUCUAUUUUUGGAGCUCCAACACGUUUCAGCUCGCAAACUGUCAAGAUCAAAGCAGCCCACGGGCAGCCGACAUUUUGUAACGUAACAGGCCCUUUUCUUAGGACGUCCCAUUUCAUUGGGACGAAGAACCUCCUCUGGAGCACGCGGUACAAGGACCUUUUCGGUACGGAAAUACGGCAGGCAGGUAGCGCACAGGCGGCACAAGGUAAGUGACGUAUGCAAAAAAAAGGAAAAAAGGUCCAAAGUCGAAAAACGAACAAAUUCCAUCCUCUUCCAUUCCGUCUCGUUCUCGCGCUCAUUUGCAUCCUGCCAUUCUCUCACGCGUUCGAUUGCGCUCAACACACCCGUGCUCAAAGUGUGUGAGACACCGGGAGAAUGUGUGUGCGAGCGCUUGCUUUGAUUGUGUUAAUGUGCCACGUGCUCGGAAAAUUGCGCAACUGGUAUUUUUUUGUUGCGUAUAUUUUUUUCUUCUAUAUUUGCAAACACGCGCGCUCGCGCACACAGACACAUAGGAAGGUGUGUUAUUUGGAGUUGAUAUAUAUAUGUGUGAGUGUGUGGGCUCGUUUCAUUUCGGGAAAGGCAUUGCAAUGGCAGGACAUUUGGCGUUUGGAAAAAGAGUUUCAGUUGACGGCUUUUAGCGUAGAUGGCGAUUGAAGAAUGAUAUAUUGUUUCAACAUUUAAAUGUAUUUUCAAUUUACUGUUAAAAUUUAUAUAUUUUUGUACGAUUUUGGGAACAAGUUUGUAAAUUCUUUUGCAUUUUUUUGAUUGUAAAAUAUUUGUUUAUCAAGAAAAAAGGGUUUCAAAAGUGCUACAUCAACAUUUUACAGUAUUGAAAUCAAUUUAAAUCAAUUUAAAUGCUUUUUUAUUAAUUAAAAACUCAUUUUCCAACAGCAAAACUUCAAACUUCAUCUCUUUAAGGGCCAAUAUGCUUUAAACAGAACGCAAAACGCAUAACUCUUUUACACGCUUGUAAAUUUCUUUAGCCCUAUUCCACCCCAUUGCCCAUGUCCUUUACCGUCCAAUCAGCAAGCGGUCAGUCCGUGAGUCCCUAUGUGUGUGAGUGUAUGUGUGUUUUUUCGGGAAAGCAACGCGCGGCAAAACACACUCCUGCCCGAAAAAAUAUUGUCCAAACUCUUAACCGUCCAAAACCGGACCGACGACGGUAAGGUAAGGUGACGGUCUUUUUCGUGUGUUUCUUCCCUAGUUUCCCCCUUUUGACCGGUACUUGUGCUCCUUGUGCUACUUCGCUGCGCACAAGAUCCUUUGCAAGAGAUGCUGCAAGGAGGUCCUUGCGGAAGCGCCCAACUGGACGCGUAACGUCGAUCGUCUCAAACGUUGCUGCCACAGUUUCCAUUCUGGUGCCGUUGACUAAACACAGCUCAAGCUCGAGGCUCCUUCGGUGGCAACACGAUUUUUCCAUUAUCAUUUGUUUUGUUUAACAUAUUCCUUCAUUUACUCUUGUUUGUCUAUUAAAAUAUUUCAUUUUUAAACACUUCUUUUUUUGUUUAAAUUACCCCGAUUGUUCGUACCGUGAAUGUUUUGUGGUUUUGUUGUUAGUUUUGCUAGUGUUUCUUCUAUUUUGUUCUAGUUUUUGGUGUUUGUGUGUAGUACUUUUACUUUCCUUACUCGUUUUGUUUUAAACGUUUGUGAUCUUUUAAUCGUGUUUUCAACCUCUUUACUCAACCGGUGUUUGUAGUCGUUCUGUGUGUGUCGGUUUGAUCGUGUGUUAAUUGGUUUAUCCUUAAGUUUGUGGCAUGCGGUUGUUGUUUUGUUAGCUAGUGGGUUGAGUUUCUUCCUUGAAACGCACGACCAGUUUUGUUUUUUGGAAAAGCAUUAGCAAUAGGCAAAUUAGCUGUGUGUGUGAUGGAUGCACAAGAUUCACAGGUGCUGCGUACCAUCGAUCCAUCGGGGCAGUGCCCGAAGCCGAAGGAGUCUCCGGCGCCCGGCCCACCGGUGGCGACCCGUGGACGACCGGUACGCUCCCUGGAGGGUAGAAGUGUGUCACGCAAACGGCGGCGUUUAUCGCGCUCAUCCUCCAGCUCUUCGACGGCGUCGUCCUUGGCCAAGGUCAGCCGGCUCGGCGGCGGUGGCCGCCGGGACACGUCCGACCUGGAUGCCGGGUACGAGAACGACGCCGACGACGAUGACGACGACGAAGAUGAGGAUGAGGAGGAUGAGGAGGAUGAGGAAGAGGAAGAGCUGAAAGGCGAUGAGGACGCAACGGGAUGUGAGGAAGAGGACAAAGGCGGCAUAAAACCAGAGCAGCACGUAUUCCCCACGGACGCGCCAUCCCUCCAGAACGCUCCCGGUGUUGGUGUGCGUGCGUCGGCGUCUGGCCCUGACGGUGGUUGCGGUGAGAAAAAUGGUGAAAAAUCCACACCAAGCGAAACAGCUGAUUUGAAUGCGCCACGACAGCAGCGGCAGCACCAACACCAGCAACAUCCGGCCAACUACCAACACUAUCACCAGCAGCAGCAACUCCCACACCAGCAGCUACGUCACGGCAAGCGGCUAGCCAAAUACGACUACACACGUGAUCAGAUGUUUGAAAUAUUUCAACCAUGGGUUAUACGUACGUACGGCGAUCGGGCCAAGACGAAGACGAUUACGCUGAAGAAGCAGGCCCGUAUCAUCAAGACGCUGCGCGGGCUGGAGAUGAACAAUCCGGACAGCUCCAAAUUUCGAUUCUGGGUGAAAACGAAGGGGUUCACCACCUCCAAGCCGGGAGACUUUCAGGACAUGUUUACUCAUCAGAAUAUCCCCGAAAACGAUGGCUGCAUGCUGUACGCUCCCAGUGGUGGCUUGGAACCUGGCCAGCCGUACAAGAAGGUGGCCGUUGUGGAGAACUUUUUCGACAUCAUCUAUGGCGUACAUGUGUCGCUCGGUAGCCGCGCGACCAGACAUGCCGGUCAGAAGCGAACCUACCGUACGAUUACAGAAACGUACGCCUUUUUACCGCGGGAAGCCGUCACCAAGUUCCUGUCACUGUGCAGUCAGUGCUCCAAGCUUACCACCAAGGUGUACCUGUCAAAAUCCGAGCCCAGGAUGGAGCCACGCAACGACGACACGGUGCCGCCGAGUGAACGAAUCCCCCGACCGAGCGAGGACGCGGCAUUGCAGUGUAGCAAAACCACCGACCGAAGCCAAUCCUCCCUUCGGUACUACGAGCUGCUGAAGAAUCUGUACGAAAAUGGCAAAUCUAACCGAUUGCGCAGUGGUGGAGCUGUGACACCGGCACAGCUAACCACAGACGAUGUGGAGAACGGGAAGCCCCAGAUCGUGCGGGCUGUGUCGCGACCCAACAGUGCCGUUAGUGAAGUGUUGUCUAGUGAUCGAGCAGCAGCAGCAGCAGGUGGUGGUGGUAAUGAGCUCAGUGUUACAGUGUGUGCAAGUGAACGGAACGGAUCGCGGGAACAUCUUCCGGCGGUGGGAUUAAACAAUAAUAACCGCAGUGAAAAAGGUGACGACGGGAAGCGACGACGACGCCGUACCGUACCCAUCGCCGCGACGUACCUGGACGUGACGAGAAGCUUCGGGCUGGCGGACGACGAUGCGUUGAAUGUGGAUUCCAUAUCCAUGCCGUUCAACAGUGAGACGACGGAAAACAAUGGAAGCACGGCCAACACGCCCAGUGAGGAUGCGUAUGCCGGUUUAAUCAAAGAUGCGGACAAGUUCAAGCUGAUGCUACUGGCGUGGAAUUACCAGAACUCGGCGGCAGGUAAAUCACAAAACGGAGGCGAAGGACCGGACCUGGCGACGAUGACGAACCUGUGGCAGCAGUACCAGAACGCGCUGGCGAUGACGGGCAAGACGAGCUUCAACCAACUGCCGGUAAGUGAGCGUCAAUCGUCCCCAAUCGAACAGCAGCAGGACGAGACGAACUCGUCCGAGCAGAAGGACGAGGACGAUCUGUCCGAGGACGACUCGGAGGAUCGGCUCGAGGCGACGGUGAACGAUCCGGAGCGGCUGAAAGCGUUCAACAUGUUCGUGCGGCUGUUCGUGGACGAAAACCUCGACCGUAUCAUACCGAUCUCGAAGCAGCCGAAGGAAAAGAUACAAGCGAUUAUCGACUCCUGCACGCGCCAGUUCCCGGAGUUUGCCGAGCGGGCCCGGAAGCGCAUCCGCACCUACCUGAAGUCGUGCCGGCGGAACAAGAAGACGCGCGAGGGCUGGGAGAACACGUCCCGCCCCACGCCGGCCCACCUCACGUCGGUGCAGGCGGAACAGAUACUGGCCGUGGCGUGCGAGAACGAGAGUCUCAAUGCGAAGCGCAUGCGCAUCGGGCUGGAGCCGAUCAGCCAGACGGUCAGUCAACCGGCGGCGGUAAGUUUUAUGACGUCGGCCGAGUCCCCGACGGCAGUGCCGACCAUGUACCAGACCCUAGCGAACCGCGAACAGGAAUCGACCUCCGUGUCUACGAUCAAAAGUGAACCGAUGACGAGCGUGCCGAAGAUAUCGCCCGUUCCCAGCACACCGACCCCGGACAUGAACCAGAUGAAGCUCAACAUACCCAGUGCGAGUGCCAGCUCGACGCCCACCAUCCCGACGACCGUACCCACCAUCUCGAACUUUCACGACUACAACACCGGCUUCUCGAACCGCUCCCAGCACUACCAGAACUUUAUGAACUCGGUCAACAACAGCAGUAGCACGAGCAGCGGUGCCACGACCAACACGACCAUGUCCGCUGCCGGCACCGCCGCCCCUACCGAUCUGUCGAUGAAGCGACCGAUACUGGCCCACAAGCUAAACAGUGCGGAGAUUACCGCGGUGAAGCAGCUCGUCACCGGCUACCGGGAGUCGGCCGCCUUCCUAAUGCGCAGUGCCGACGAGCUGGAAAACUUGCUGCUCCAGCAACAGUAAGGCAGCGAGCGGAGGGGAAGAAAGAGAAGAAGAAAACGUUGAUAUUUAUGUGUGUGUGUCUGUGUGUGUUACGGUGUGUUCCAGCACAAAUUGUAAAAAAAACAAACAAAUUAAACGCAGAGCCUAGCGUGUAGGCACGCUAGAACGGAAACUUUUUAAGGAAUUUCAGGAAAAUAAAUGUGAACCAACAAAAAAAA